This is a messenger RNA of Patella vulgata (common limpet), 977 nucleotides long. RefSeq names its product DNA/RNA-binding protein KIN17. Gene Ontology annotation, molecular function: double-stranded DNA binding. Gene Ontology annotation, cellular component: nucleus. Gene Ontology annotation, biological process: DNA replication; DNA damage response. Bases 159 to 977 code for a protein of 272 amino acids. NCBI's taxonomy places the organism in Eukaryota, Metazoa, Mollusca, Gastropoda, Patellidae. The transcript is spliced from 7 exons. The record is from RefSeq and is a predicted model, not a curated record.
CACUUCCCUCCCUUGAACUAAAGAUAAUUCAACAACAUCCGGUAAGAAAGAUUGGCGAUAAAAUAAAAAAAAAACAACCGAAUUCAUCUACUUAUAGUAGGACGAUAUUAAAAGUUAAUUUCUUUUGGAUGUCAACAUAAGUAAUACAUAUCAAUAAAAUGGGAAAAGAAAAGGGUGGAUUCUUAACUCCAAAGGCUAUUGCAAAUCGUAUUAAAUCCAAGGGUUUACAGAAGUUACGAUGGUAUUGUGAGAUGUGUCAAAAACAGUGUAGAGAUGAGAAUGGUUUUAAAUGUCAUAUGACAUCAGAGUCUCAUCAGCGACAGUUGUUGUUGUUUGCCGAAAAUCCAGACGAAUAUAUUGAUUCUUUUUCAAACGAUUUUGCAGAAGAAUUUUUAGAAGUACUGAGAAGAAGAUGUGGUACUAAGCGUAUUCAUGCUAAUAUUGUCUAUCAAGAAUAUAUUUCUAACCGAAAUCAUGUCCGCAUGAAUUCCACACAGUGGGUAACAUUGACAGAUUUUGUAAAAUGGCUUGGUAGAGAAGGUAAAUGUGUAGUUGAUCUAACAGAGAAAGGUUGGUUUAUUUCCUAUAUCGAUCGCGACCCGGAAACAAUAAAAAAACAAGAAGCGAUUAAAGCCAAAGAAAAAAUAGAUUUAGAUGAUGAAGAGAGAACGUCUAAAUUCAUACAGAAACAGAUAGAAAAAGCAGCACUGAACGAAAAACGUAAAACUGAAACAGAAUUUACAGAUUUAAAUAGACAAGAUGAAGAUGAAAAAGUUGUGUUUUUAAUGCCACAAAGUAUAAAAAAGUCAGAAAUUUCCAGCACAUCAAAGAUGACAGAUAAUGCAUUUAAAAAAGUCUCUGAUAUAUCAGAUAAAGUUUUACCAUCUAAAGUGCCAGUACAGAGAACUGCAACAAAAACAGGUCUUAAGAGAAAAUCAGCAUUGGAUGAAAUCAUGGAGGUAGAAAUCUAUUGUUAG